GGAGGUGAACUGGCGGGACUCCGCAGCGGAAAAGAUCGGAGGGACUUGGGAAAAUGGGAGAGUAGUGUCUGAUGGGUCUCACAUCACGUACUGGAAGCUGUACGACUGGAAACUUUACUAGUAAAGUUCGGCUAGAUUAACUCGCGUCGCGUUGUGAUUACGGAACAUUGAUCCCGAUGCAAUGAGCGGCUCGAGGGAAAUCAAACUACUGCAGAGAGCGAAGCUCAAAGCUCAGAAGGGCCACAACCUCAAAGAGGAGGCCGACAUCUGCAACCAGCUGGGCGAGCUGCUGUCCCGGAGGGGUGAUUAUCAGGCUGCCGUUGAGGAGCACCAGCAGGAGCUCUCUCUCUCCGAGGCGCUCAGCGAUGUGAUUGGACGCGCCGUCGCCAACCGGAAAAUAGGAGAAUGCUUCGCAGAGAUGGGCAACAUUGAAGCAGCAUUGAAGCACCAGAGACGUCACCUGGAGCUGGCCGGCUCGGUGGGGAACCACGCCGAGGUGCAGCGGGCGCUGGCCACCAUCGGGCGCACCUUCCUGUUCCGCUACGAGUCGGACAGAUCAAGGAGCAGUUUGAAGGAAGCCGAGGAGGCCUUCAGGAAGAGCCUGGCCGUGGUGGAGGAACGGCUAGAAGGCUCGGUGCCGGCCCGGGAGCUGAGUGAGAUGAGGGCGCGGCUCUUCCUCAACCUGGGCCUGGUGUGUGACCACCAGGGGGAGCCCAAGCGCUGCAUGGAGUUCAUCCGCCGCAGCGUCUACAUCGCAGAGAAGCACCAGCUCCUGGAGGACGUGUAUCGGGCCAACCUCAACCUGGGCCACAUCUGCUUCCGGAGGAGCCAGCACUCGGGGGCGGUGCGCUGCCUGGAGCAGGCCCGGGAGUGCGCCCGCAAGAUGAAGGACAAGUUCAGCGAGAGCGAAUGCUGCCACUGGAUUGGCAAGGUCCAGCUGUCUCUCGGGGACUUCGCGGCGGCCAGGCGCUCUCUGAAGAAGGCUCUCCUGUUGGGUUCCCAGCAGCCUCAAGACAGACAGGACGUGAAGAAGAACUUUAGAUCUGCCGACCGAGGCUGUCAGCUGGAGGAGGAGGCUGGGGACGACCUGCGGCAGGCGAAGAGUUCCCAUGAUGCAGUGGGGCUGGCUGAGCAGCUGGGCGACCUGUACUGUAAGGUGGGCUCCUUCCCCAAGGCCCUGGAGGCCUACCGGACCCAGCUGGCGCUGGCGGAGGCGCUGGGCAGACCCCCCAGGGAGCUGGCCGUCAUCCACGUGUCGCUCGCGGCAACGCACACGGACCUGAGGCAGCCAGGCCCGGCGCUGGAGCACUACCGGCAGGAGCUGGCCCUGAGACGGGGCUCCCCUGCCGAGGAGUGCAGCACGUGGCUGAACAUGGCUUUGUCCCAGGAGGAUAGCGGCUGCAGCCCGGAGGAGGUGGACACCAGUUUCGAGGCGGCGCUGGAGUGUGCCCAGAGGGCGGGGCGCCCCGCGCUGCAGAAGCGCGUGCUGAGGCGGUGGCUAGGGGCCCAGCGACGGGGGGCCCAGCACGGCGGGGUCGUGGCCGGGCUUGGGGCCACGGAGACCGGGCUGGAGGCAGCGGAGGACAGUCUGGGGGCCACGGAGGCCAGGCUGAGAGAGCUGUGUGCCGCGGAGGGCUGGAACCCAGACUGCAGUGAUGGGGAGGAAGAGGAGGAGGAGGAGGAGGAGAACAGCGAGCCCUUGGUCGACAGCGACAUCGCCCUCUCGGACUCGGAUGAUGACCUGGACGGUUACGAGAAGAUGGUUAGCGGCAGAAGGAAGAGCGUAAGGUGGAACAAGAGGAACGAGAAGGGGGAGACCUCGCUCCACCGGGCCUGCAUCGACGGGAACCAGAGGCAGGUCCAGGCACUGCUGGAGCAGGGCCACCCCGUCAAUCCCAGGGACUACUGCGGCUGGACUCCGCUGCAUGAGGCCUGCAACCACGGUCACCACGAGGUGGUGUCUCUGCUGCUGGAGCGCGGCGCCAGUGUGAACGACCCCGGGGGGCCGCUCUGCGACGGGGUCACGCCCCUCCACGACUCCCUGGCCUGCGGACACUUUGGGGUGGCCAGGCUGCUGGUGGAGCACGGUGCCUCCGUCGCCCUGCGCGACGCCAAGGGCCAGACCCCCAUGGACACCCUGAGACACUGGCAGAGGACCUACAGCCGCGAGCUGGACCGCGACGCGCGGCAGGACUGCGCCGCCACAGAGGAGCUGCUGAGGAAGGCUCUAGCAGGGGGGGGGGGAGGGCCCGCGGCUCCAGCCAGGAGCUCCGCCCUGCUGCAGGACAGCCAGCUGUACGACGCCGAGUGCUCCGAGCCCCUCCUCGGACCCGCGCCGGACCCCGGCCCCGCCCGGCCCCCCCGGCAGGCCGGGGGCCCCAGAGCCAGGGGGACGGAGACCCCCGGCCCCGCCCGGCCCCCCCGACAGUCUGGGGGACCCAGAGCCCGGGGGAUGGAGUCAGCCCUGCUGUACGGGAACAGCGGCAGCGACUCUGACCAUGACUCGGACAGCCCCCCCCCGAGCCCCAUGCGACCCUUUCGGCCCAGGGUACGCGUCCAGGCUGGCCCAGCUGGCGGGAGUGGGGUACAGGAGGCCCUCGCUCCGCACGCCCCCGGGCCCUCGCUGGCCCCUGAGCCCACUCCUGCGGGGCCCCACGUCUUCGCGAGGGAAGAGUACCACAGCGUGAUCCGUGGCCUCGGCAGCGCCAGGGCCCUCCACCAAGGAGCCCUCCACAAGGACGGGGCCCUCCACCAGGGGACCCAGUCCCCGCUCACCAGCACGCCCGCCCUCUCCUCCAAUAGCAGGCCGGCACUGGUUCCAGAAGAGGAGGACCUGGCCGACGAUUGGCUGGACGAUGACCUGGGCGAGGUGGUUCAGGCCAGGAAGAAGAGGCGGGUGGGGGAGGAGCAGAGUGGACCGAGCGGGGAGGGCGGGGCCUGGAGUGGGGAGGGCGGGGCCUGGAGCGGGGAGGGCGGGGCCUGGAGUGGGGAGGGCGGGGCCUGGACUACUUUAACGACCAGAAGUCAACACAGGCAGGAGAACGGAGGUGUGUCCCAGAGGUCCACCGCUGCCCCCCCAGCUGCCAGCAGGGGCCCCUCUCUGAGCAGGAGCGGAGGGGCCCGGCCCCGGCCCCGGCAGGCCAAGAUGACUCAGAUGAGCGGCCUGGUCCGUCUGGGGCGGCGGUCCGUCAGCAGGCCAGGCAGCCCCUCCUUCAGCGAGGAGGAGGAGCUGCGCCUGGACACGCCCCCUCCUUCCCGAGCCCCGCAGCACACCCACGUCCCACAGAUUCCAGCCCAAACUGCAGUCACGCCCACAGCCAUGCCUCCCCCAAUCCGGAUGAGGGUCAGAGUUCAAGACGAUGUGUUUCUCAUUCCUGUCCCUCAAAGUGAGGCGGAGGUGUGCACGGUGGCGUGGCUCUGUGAACAGGCUGCCCGGCGAUACUACCAGAAGUGUGGCCUGCUGCCCCGCCUGUCCCUGCAGAAGGAGGGGGCGCUGCUGUCCCCCCUGGACCUCCUGCUGGCCGUCCUCCACACCAACGAGGAGGUCAUGGCGGAGGUGAGUUCCUGGGAUCUUCCUCCUCUUCCCGAGCGCUACAAGAAGGCCUGUCAGAGUCUGGCCGUCGAGCCCAGCGCGCGUGUGUCCCGGCUGUGCGAGGUGCAGGAGGGGGGCACCACCAUGACCCUUGGGGGUCUGGGCCUGGCCCCCGCCGCCCUGGCCCCGCUCCUGAGGGCCCUCAAGCUGCAGGCGGACCUCACAGAGCUACGUCUGUCCGGCAACCGUUUCCACGACGACCUGCUGCCCGAGCUGGUCGCCACGGCGCUCACCAUGCCCCGCCUCCGCGUGCUGGACCUCUCGUCCAAUAGCGUGACGGGGGAGGGGCUGGGCAAGUUGGCCGACGCCCUGAAGGGGCAGGUGGACCGCACCUUCCCGAGUCUGGAGGAGCUGGACCUCGGUCUGAACCCGCUGGGGGACGCCGUCUCAGAGCCGCUGUCCUGCCUGCUGGCCCGCUGCCCCCUGCUGGCCCGGCUGUCCCUGCAGGCCUGCGGCCUCACGGCGCGCUGCCUCCAGCACCAUCGCCUGAUGCUCGCCAGCGCCCUCGCAGGCUCAGGACACUUGAGGUCGGUGAGUCUUUCCCACAAUGCACUGGGCUCCACGGGCUGUGAGCUGGUGCUGAAGACCCUCCCCUUCCACCACCUGACACACCUGGACCUUUCCGCCGUCUGCAGUGAGCCGGGGGACCCCAUGCCACUGGAGCGCUUGGCCAGCGUCCUGACCCAGCAGGAGGAGUGCUCCCUGACCCACCUUAGCCUGGGAGGGAACGGGCUGACCGACAGCGGGUUGGACACCUUAGCCAGGUGCCUGCUGGUCUGUCCCUGCCUGACCUCUCUCAACCUGUCGGGGAACCCCUCUGUGACCUCCACCGGCCUCCGCAGCCUCCUGGCCUCCCUGAGAGAGGCACAGCGACCUUUGACCUUUCUCGACCUCCAAGGGUGCGGGGUGUCGGGAGACAGCGCCGGCCUGGAGGGGCUGACGGAGCAGGUGAAGGACCUCCGCCUCUGCUCCCAGGGCCUCAACAAGCUGGACCGCGAGGCCCUGCGUCGGGGCCUGGGCCCUUCAGCACGCGUCUACGAUCGGGGGGCCAGGCUCCGGAUCUCCGCCCGGCCAUAAAGGAGAUAUAAAUAUACGAACUGAGAGUCGCUCUUCAUUCACUGAUGUUGGUUUCCUGACCGCAUACGGAGACACUAGAAGAGGUGAACGUUUACGUUGUAGAUACAUUUUUUGUGAUUUAAUUGAUGUCCGUUUAUGUUUUGUCUUUUUGUUAGAAGUCAUGGUCUCUGUGACUUCUUGGGUGAUUUCAGAAGGCGAUUAAAGGGAGAAUUGUGAUGAGGUCAUGA
Gadus morhua (Atlantic cod) is the source of this 4896-nucleotide messenger RNA. It is a transcript of the gene tonsl, whose product is annotated as tonsoku-like, DNA repair protein. The transcript is spliced from 27 exons. Gene Ontology annotation, molecular function: protein binding. Gene Ontology annotation, cellular component: nuclear replication fork. Gene Ontology annotation, biological process: replication fork processing; double-strand break repair via homologous recombination. The coding region runs from base 182 to 4669 and encodes 1495 amino acids. The record is from RefSeq and is a predicted model, not a curated record. NCBI's taxonomy places the organism in Eukaryota, Metazoa, Chordata, Actinopteri, Gadiformes, Gadidae.